Molecule: messenger RNA, 663 nt
Organism: Triticum aestivum (bread wheat)
Lineage: Eukaryota; Viridiplantae; Streptophyta; Magnoliopsida; Poales; Poaceae
Product: stress-response A/B barrel domain-containing protein At5g22580
Exons: 2
Coding region: 139-465 (108 amino acids)
Source: RefSeq, a predicted model, not a curated record
CCGUGAGCAAAUCUGGGCAGAGCUCCCGGCUUUAAAACGGCGUGAUCAUAGCAGCCUCUGCCACUGCAAGCAAAGCCACCGCCCACCGGCCGGAGGGAAGGGAGAAAAGAGAAAGCUAGCUGCCUUUGUCUUUGGGCCAUGGCGGAGUUCAAGCACCUUUGCAUGGCCAAGUUCAAGGAAGGCGUCGUGGUGGAGGACAUCAUCCAGGAGCUCACCAAGCUCGCCGCGGAGCUCGACACCGUCAAAUACUUUGGGUGGGGCAAGGACGUGCUGAACCAGGAGGCGCUCACGCAGGGCUUCACCCACGUCUUCGUCAUGACCUUCGCCAGCGCCGAGGACCUGGCGGCGUGCAUGGGCCACGAGAAGCACACUGCCUUCGCAGCCACCUUCAUGGCGGCGCUCGACAAGGUCGUCGUCAUGGACUUCCCCUUAGUCUUCGUUAAGCCGGCGCCGCCGCUUGCCUGACCCGCCUCCACUAUCUCUACCAACAACUAUCACCAAGCAUGGGAGUACCUGAGCCUCCUUUCUCUGCUUGUCCUGCUGCUUCAGUGUUUAGCUUGUGCAGCUGCCUGUAAGACUGUAACGCCGCGUGUUCCCCUGAAAAGUUGUUUGGUGAUCCACCCUUGAAUAAACUUGUGCGAUUUUCGUUUGUUUUUCUUGGCA